AUAUAAGGUGGAGAGACGCCUCCCUUCGUCUCCGUGUUAGUCUGAAGAAGGAAAAGAUGGCGAGGGUGGUGGCACAGGCUAUCCUGGCGGUGGCGCUGGUGGGGACCCUCUCCCUCGGCCAGCAAACGAAGCUGCAGGCGAUCGAGUGUCCAUUUCCAGAGGGUCAAGACGUCGCUUCAGAAGCGAAGUGCGCUGAAUACACAGCCUGUGAGUGGACGGAUGGCAGGUGCCACAUGGUCAGCAAUGAUGUUGGAGGCUAUGUGGUGGACGGUGAAGCUCAGGACACCGGCAGAGGAUUCAAGGUUAACUUGAAGAAAGCAGAUGCCUCCGUAACCAUGUUUGGUGGAGACGUGACCGACCUCGUGUUUGAAGUUAUCUACCAUGAGAACUACCAUCUGCAAGUCAAGAUUUAUGACCAGGCCAACGCACGGUAUGAGGUCCCAUUGCCACUAAACCUGCCAGCUGAAGCCGAGACGGAGCCUCUUUACUCCGUCGGCGUCAGCGGCAACGGAGAACCAUUCCACUUUAACGUCAACAGGAACUCGAACGGCAACACCAUUUUCCGAUCGGAGGGACCCCUGACUUUCGAGGACCAGUUCAUCCAACUCAACACAGAACUCAUGUCGACCUACUUGUAUGGCUUCGGCGAGAACACCCACACGUCCUUCCGUCAGGUGUUCGAGCCCCGCACGACCUUCCCGAUCUUCGCUAGGGACCAGCCUGUUGGGACGGAUCCCAUGAACGAGUAUGGUCACCACCCUUACUACAUGGUAAUGGAGGACGACCUCGGGAAUUCUCACUCGGUUCUUCUCCACAACAGCAACGCAAUGGAGUACUCCACCUUCCUCCUGGACGACGGGACGCCCACCCUUACCCUGCGCACCAUCGGCGGCAUCAUCGAUCUUCACUUCUUUUUGGGACCCGAUCCUGAAGAUUUGAACCUUCAGUAUGCUAAUAUGGUCGGCACACCCGCUAUGCCCACGUACUGGUCGCUGGGUUUCCAUCUUUCCCGUUGGGGUUACAACUCGACCGAUGGCGUUCGUGCUGCCAGGGAGAGGAUGAAGGCUAUGGGCAUCCCUCAGGACGUGCAGACGUGUGACAUCGACUACAUGGACCGUCAGCGUGAUUUCACUUAUGAUCCUGUCAACUGGGGUGACAUGCCAGAUCUCAUAGAUGAACUGCACAAUGACAACAUUAAAGUCACAUUAAUCCUGGAUCCUGCGCUGGUCAUCGACUUCGACAACUACGCCCCGGCAGCGCGAGGCAAGGAAUCGGACGUGUUCAUCAAGUGGUCCGAGCCGGGUCUCGUCCCAAGCGACCAAGAACCCGGAACAGACGAUUAUAUGGUGGGAUACGUGUGGCCCGAUACCAAGACGAUUUUCCCAGAUUUCCUGAAGCCCGAGACCAAGACCUGGUGGACCAACGAACUCAAGCUUUUCCAUGAUGUGAGUGGGACGUUUGAGUCUGUGUCUGUCUGUUUGUCUUUCAGUGAUCACACCAUCUGUAUGUCCGGCAACCAGACAGAUGGCACCAAGACCUACUUGCACUACGAUGUCCACUCACUGUACGGCUUAACAGAAACCAUCGCCACCUUCGAUGGCCUGACGGAGGUGAUCCCCAACAAGCGUCCCGUUGUCUUGUCCCGCUCCACGUUCCCGGGUUCCGGCAAGUACGCUGUCCACUGGCUAGGGGACAAUGCCGCAGACUGGAAACAAAUGCACAUGUCCAUCAUUGGUAUGUUCGACUUCAAUAUGUUUGGCUUGCCCAUGGUUGGUGCUGAUGUCUGUGGCUUCUUCAACGAACCUGACCUCGAAAUGUGUGCCAGAUGGAUGCAGGUGGGAGCCUUCUAUCCCUUCAGCCGCAACCAUAACACGAUGGGCACAGCCGACCAAGACCCCGGAGUCUGGCCUGAAGUAGGAGAGAUUUCGCGUGAAGUCCUCUCACUGCGCUACAAGUAUCUGCCUUUCCUCUACUCCCUCUUCCACAAAGCACACAUGCACGGCAAUUCCGUCAUCCGACCUCUUCUUAACGAAUUCCCUGCUGACAUCCCCGCGCGUGAUGUGGACGACCAGUUCCUUUGGGGCUCUGGGCUCAUGGUGGCUCCAGUGAUCACGCAGGGGGCUACCUCUAGGGAUGUCUAUUUCCCUCAGGGACUUUGGUAUGAUCUUGUUUACGCUAAAUUAGUGGCAACAGGACCAACUACCCAGACGGUAUCCGCACCCUUGGAGAUAAUUCCCGUGUAUGUCCGAGGUGGUUACAUCCUUCCUUAUCAGGUUCCUGCCCUUAACACCGUAGAAAGUCGCAAGAAUCCCUUCGGACUGACGGUCGCCUUGGACGAGCUCAUGAUCGCCCUGGGAGAGAUCUUCUGGGACGACGGUGAAGUGCUGGAACACGUCAUGUCCGAGUCUUACAUGAGCAAAGUGGCUUAUUAUCAGGAAGAAUUGACGAUGACGGUAAUGCACGGUCAAGACGCCGUGGCUGGCAUCAACUUGGAGACGAUUGACAUCCUCGGCUUCCCCAAGGAGGCGCAGAGGAUUAGUGUCAAUGGCGCUGAUAUUCCGUCCUCAGGCUGGCGGUAUGAUGCUGACGCGAGCCUCCUGAGCAUCUAUAUCUCUGUCCCACUGGCCGACGACCUGAAUGUCAAGAUUUAUUAUGAUAAUGGCCUGUAAAUGUGGAUGUUUUAUUCUAAAAGCUAAAUAAAUGAUAUAGUAUU
This is a messenger RNA of Penaeus indicus, 2713 nucleotides long. Its product is annotated as sucrase-isomaltase, intestinal-like. Bases 57 to 2669 code for a protein of 870 amino acids. The transcript has 18 exons. Lineage: Eukaryota; Metazoa; Arthropoda; Malacostraca; Decapoda; Penaeidae. Gene Ontology annotation, biological process: carbohydrate metabolic process. The record is from RefSeq and is a predicted model, not a curated record. Gene Ontology annotation, molecular function: carbohydrate binding; alpha-1,4-glucosidase activity.